AUGGCCAGAGCUCCAUGGAUUGAAUAUAAUAUAAGCAACAUUGACUUUGAUAGCCGACAAUCUCCUCGCCUCUUCUCAUCACACCUACCUUACUAUCUUAUGCCAAAAGAUCUCAGGUUCAAGAGAGCAAAAAUUAUCUAUGUGAGCAGAAAUCCAAAAGAUGUCUUGAUAUCAUUUUAUCACUUCUAUAAAUUAUAUAUCCAUUUACACAUCACGUUACAGUGGGAAACCUUCUUGGACCUAUUCAUAUCUGGGAGAGUGAUUGGCGGGUCAUGGUUUGAUCAUCUUAGAGGCUGGUACACCCACAAAGAGGAUUACAAUAUUCUUUUUAUGACUUAUGAGGAGAUGAAAAAAGAUCUUAGAUCAGCUGUGAUUAAAAUAUGCAACUUUGUGGAUAUCAAGCUUGAUGACCAAGCAGUAGAUACAGUUGUGGAAAAAGCAUCAUUCAGAACAAUGAAACAAGAUCCUCUUGCUAAUUAUGAAUUCUUGCUAAAUAAUGUCUUGGACUUUGAAAAAGGAGACUUUAUUCGCAAAGGCACUGUUGGUGACUGGAAAAACCAAAUGACAGUGGCACAGAGUGAGAAGUUUGACUUGGUUUAUAAGGAGAAGAUGAAGGGUCUACCUCUCAAGUUCUUCUGGGACAUCGAUGAUGAAGAAGCAAGCAUGUUAGAAUGA
Molecule: messenger RNA, 675 nt
Organism: Staurois parvus
Lineage: Eukaryota; Metazoa; Chordata; Amphibia; Anura; Ranidae
Source: the annotation of a GenBank genome assembly